CAACACUAAAACGUCUACAGACCAGUCAGAUAAAUAUUUUCAUGACUAGUAAUUUUUUUGAAUAUCAAAAAAUCAAAUAAAGGAUACUUAUUUAUCAGUAUAAACAAUAACUAGGCUAACAAUGGAGUCCAUAGCUACUGAUUCUGGAAAAAUAGUGAAGAUGGAAGUGGAUUACAGUGCCACUUGUGACGAUAAAAUCCCCGAGUGUCAAAAACUAGCAAAAUCAGGUAAAUUGCAUGACGCCCUUGAUCAAUUGCUGGCUUUGGAGAAGCAGACCAGAACAGGAGCAGACAUGAUAUCCACAGGUCGAGUCUUGGUUGCCAUUUGCCAAAUUUGCAAAGAUGCAAAGAAUUGGUCUGCACUCAAUGAACACAUCGUUUUGUUGACAAAAAGGAGGUCACAGUUGAAGCAAGCUGUGGCCAAGAUGGUUCAAGAAUGCUGCACCUAUGUGGAUGAAACUCCAGAUAAGGAGACCAAAGUAAAACUUAUAGACACGUUAAGGCAGGUUACUGAAGGAAAAAUUUAUGUAGAAGUUGAAAGAGCUCGUCUGACUCACAAAUUAGCCAAAAUCCGUGAAGAUGAUGGUGAUAUACAACAAGCUGCUGAUAUUAUUCAAGAACUACAGGUGGAAACAUAUGGAUCAAUGGAGAAAAGGGAGAAAGUGGAGUUAAUAUUAGAGCAGAUGAGGUUAUGUGUUGCCAAGCAGGAUUACAUUAGAACUCAGAUCAUUUCCAAGAAGAUCAAUACAAAAUUUUUCGAAGAAGAUGGCUCUUCAGAUUUAAAAUUAAAGUAUUACAGACUGAUGAUGGAGGUGGAUCAACACGAGGGCUCCUAUUUGGCAACUUGUAAACAUUAUAGGGCUGUUCUUAAUACUCCAAGCAUUAUGGCAGUUCCUGAAGAAAAACAAGCUGCUGCACAAGCUGUUGUUCUAUAUAUUAUAUUGGCUCCACAUGACAAUGAGCAGGUUGAUUUGACACAUCGGGUGUUAGCUGACAAAGUCUUGGAGGAAAUUCCAACUUACAAGCAACUUCUCAAACUCUUUACCACUCCUGAAUUGAUCAAAUGGUCUGGUUUGUGUGAACUGUAUGAAAAGCAGUUGAAGACUACUCCAGUUUUUUCUGGCAAUGAUCAGGCCCAGAAAAGAUGGUCAGAUUUGAAAUCCAGAGUAGUUGAACAUAACAUCCGAGUAAUGGCCAAAUACUACACCCGCAUUACAAUAAACCGUAUCUCAGAAUUACUAGACCUUUCUCCAGGAGAAACAGAAGAAUUCUUGUCUCAAAUGGUUGUUAGCAAAACGAUUCAAGCUAAAACUGAUAGACCAGCAGGUGUUGUUCAUUUCCAACAAAGCAAAGAUCCCAGCGAUGUCUUGAAUGAUUGGGCUCACGAUUUGACUCAGCUGAUGCAGCAUGUCAACAAAAUCACUCAUCUCAUCAACAAGGAGGAAUGUGUCCACAAACAUCUUCAGUCUACUACAGCUUAGUUUAAGAGUUUUCCGUCUGAAUAAUUUUUUAUUUAUAAAAUAUAUUUGCAAAUAAAUGUUUUGUAGUAUUUA
Molecule: messenger RNA, 1552 nt
Organism: Diabrotica balteata
Lineage: Eukaryota; Metazoa; Arthropoda; Insecta; Coleoptera; Chrysomelidae
Source: the annotation of a GenBank genome assembly